Molecule: messenger RNA, 1667 nt
Organism: Triticum urartu
Lineage: Eukaryota; Viridiplantae; Streptophyta; Magnoliopsida; Poales; Poaceae
Product: hydrolase family protein / HAD-superfamily protein
Biological process (GO): glycerophospholipid biosynthetic process
Cellular component (GO): mitochondrion
Source: RefSeq, a predicted model, not a curated record
UGGAAGAAGAGGGCGCGGCGCUGCUGCGGGACGCCGGCCCGCCACGUCUUGUGCUGCGGCACACACAACGAGUGGUGGCCCGCACGUCAGCGACUGCGGAAAUAAAGAGUCCGGAACUCUUAUUUUGUUGCGAGAAAAGGAGUUCACAAUUCGCCACGCCACGUCACGUCGCGUUCUCUGACGGCAUGAGGGGCUUCCGCUCCGCUCUCGCUCUCGCUCGCGCGGCGGCGCGGACGCGGGCGGAGCUCCAGGGCACGCGCGGCCGCCGACUGUCCCACUGCGCCGCGGCGCCGGCGAGGCCUUCCUUCGGCAUCGCCUUCGACAUCGACGGGGUCAUCCUGCGCGGCCGUAGCCCUAUCGGGGGCUCGCCGCAGGCCAUCCGACGCCUCUACUCCGACGAUGGUACCCUGAAGAUUCCUUUUCUGUUCUUAACCAAUGGAGGUGGUGUUCCAGAGCAUAAACGAGCCCUAGAAUUAAGUGACCUUUUGGGAGUUAACAUCUCUCCAGCACAGGUUGUGCAUGGCCAUUCUCCUUACAGAGAUCUGGUGAAGCGUUUUGAAGAUGAUCUUAUCGUUGCUGUUGGAAAAGGAGAGCCUGCAUCAGUGAUGGCCGAGUAUGGGUUUAGAAAGGUUCUGUCCAUAGAUGACUAUUCAUCACAUUUUAAGGAAAUUGACCCCCUAGCUCCUUUCAAGAAAUGGAAAGUGGGACAACCAGACUGUAAAGACUUUAUGUCUGAGAAAAUGCAUCCACCAUAUGAUGUUUACCAGGAGAGAGUUAAAGGAGUGUUUGUUGUCAGUGACCCUGUUGAUUGGGGUAGAGAUCUACAGGUACUUUGUGACAUCUUGUCAACUGGUGGACUUCCUGGAAAUGGAAAAGGAGAUCAACCUCCUUUAUAUUUUUCGGCUGAUGAUCUUGAAUAUCAGGCUGCAUUUCCUUCUGAGCGGCUUGGGAUGGGUGCCUUCCGGAUAGCACUCGAAAGCAUCUUCAAUCAAGUUAAUGAUGUUCCACUGAAGUAUACAUCUUAUGGGAAGCCUAAUCCAUUUGUGUUCAAGAAUGCAGCUAAUAUACUAGAAAAAAUUGUUAUGGAUAUGUAUCCAAAUUCACAGCCGAGGAAUGAAGUACAAGACCAUCAGUUCUCUACUAUCUACAUGAUCGGUGAUAAUCCUAAAGUUGAUAUCAAUGGAGUUUUGAAGGCUGGCCCCCCUUGGUCGUCCGUCCUUACUAGGACUGGUGUUUUUAGGGGAAAUGAUAAUGAUCCAAAGUUUCCUGCUGAUUUGGUUGUUGAUACUGUUGACGAUGCUAUCAGCUGUAUUUUGGAAAAGGAAUGUAUACGGUGACAUUGUUGCGAUGGAGCCUGCACAUACUAUAUUCUCAAUGCGUUAUUAUUUGGCAUGCUUGGCAACACAUUUUGCCAUUUUUUGUCUAGCAAAGUUGGAACAAGUGCUGGCUGGAGUCCCGUCUUAAGUCAUUAUACUAUACAGAUAUGCUCUGGAGAGGAAAAGGCACCCAUUAUUUAGUUAGUGCACCCGUCGGUUCAAAAAUUAAAGACCACCAAAUUGUCAUGGUCUUGCAACAUACUAUAAAUCUUCUAGUAUGUAGAAUUUUGUGCAAAAACAUUAGUAUUAUAUUAUGCACUAUAAAGGACAGGCAUGAUAACGUUUCUUUCA